Messenger RNA from Kalmanozyma brasiliensis GHG001, 2475 nucleotides. Its product is annotated as CDC45 family. Bases 1 to 2475 code for a protein of 824 amino acids. NCBI's taxonomy places the organism in Eukaryota, Fungi, Basidiomycota, Ustilaginomycetes, Ustilaginales. The transcript has a single exon. Gene Ontology annotation, cellular component: DNA replication preinitiation complex. Gene Ontology annotation, molecular function: DNA replication origin binding; chromatin binding; single-stranded DNA binding. The record is from RefSeq and is a predicted model, not a curated record. Gene Ontology annotation, biological process: double-strand break repair via break-induced replication; mitotic DNA replication preinitiation complex assembly; DNA replication initiation.
AUGGUCGUCGUGGCGUGUCCCAACUCGUCGCUCGUAGACGUACAUAUCGAUCCGGAUCGCAUCCCCUCCUCCUCGACCUCCAAGUACGACUAUGCCUCGGCCUACUCUCGCAUUCGUUCUGCAGCACGAACAGCCGGCCCAGGCGUAUCCAGCGUGCUCAUCCUCAGCUCGCCUGAUGUUGACUCGGUCUGCGCCACUCGCAUCCUCACCUCACUACUGCUGCAAGACGACAUUCCACACCGCAUCGUGCCAGUCGAAGGGUACCGGUCGCUGCUCAGCACCCUUUCGACCGUGUUCUCUGCAUCAGACUCAGACGCACAACAGCCAAGCUCGUCCAGCUCGACAGAUGUACGCUCGGUCAUCUUCAUCAACCUUGGCGCCGUGCUCAGUCUGCCGACCACGUUCAACAUUCCAGCCAGCUGCACAAUUCAUGUCAUCGACUCGCACCGUCCAUGGAAUCUGGAGAACCUCUUUGCGACGAGUCAUGCCAACGAUAGAGUCUGGUGCUGGGACGACGGCGAGAUUGCCACCAAGCUGUGCAGGCAGGGAGGCGAGAGGGAUGCGUUUGAAAAGCUCGAAUUUGACGUCGAGUCAGAUUCAGAGGAAGACUCGGACGACGACGACGACGACGCCGACAGUGCAGCCGACUCUGCUCACAGCGACGACCACGACGAUGACGACGAGGAUGGGCCAGCUGGCAAGCGCAAACGCUCGUCUCGCUCUCGCUCCCACGACAGCACCAAGAGGCGGCAUCGUCAACGGUCUCCCACCUCAUCCAGCGCGCGGCUCACCAACGCAGAACGCCAUCGAUACCGGAAUGUUCUCACGCGCUAUUACAACCGAGGCGAGAGCUUCGGCAUGUCAGUCUCUUCGAUGCUCUAUCUCCUCUGUGAAUCGCUGGGUCGAGCGGACCGCGAAUCCCUCUGGCUCGCCAUAAUCGGCCUCACCUCGCUCUAUCUCUCGAACAGCAUCGACUUCGAAACCUACGAGACCUACUCGUCCGCCUACGCUUCGGAAGUCAUCGCCAUCGAGCCCACCUCGUCCAACGCUCCCACCGAAGCGUGGUCGCUCGACCUGCUCUCCAAGGACCCAGACUCGGAAGAAGCCGCCACGAGCCGAUCCACCGCAGCCUCUCGCGCCCAGAACCGAACGCUGCGCUCCGUCAUUUCAAAAAACACCAAAUCCGAAGAUGCCGAUGACCGCUCCAUCCGCAUCAUUCCGUCCGAGCUACGCUUCACUCUGUACCGGCACUGGAGCCUCGAGACGGCCAUGUACCACACAGCGUACGUUGCCGCCAAGCUGGGCGUGUGGCGCGAGCGCGGCUUGUCCAAGUUGCGUGGACUGAUGGCCAAGAUGGGCUUCUCCCUCACCGCUGUGCGUCAGAACUACACGCACAUGCCGCUUGACCUGCGUCGCAGCCUGGUGCGCAAACUCGAGGGUAUCGCGCCUGAGUACGGUCUCACCGAAUUAACCUACCGUGGGUUCGAGCGCAGUUUCGGGUUCCGCACCGCCCCCUUGGGAGCAGCGGACGUGGUGGAGGGCGUCUCGGCUCUGCUCGUCGCGGCACAUGGGGUCAAGAUCGAAGUCGAAACGCCAGGAAUGGUGUUCGCCUCUGCCAGCUCCGGCGGUGGUGCGCCACUAGGCAACAGCUACGCAGCCAAUCUCAACCCUGCCAAUCCCAAUGCGCAGACUUCAGAACUGUUCGCCACCAAACGCGUCUGGUCGCUCGGGACCACUCUCACAGACAGCAUCACAUCCGCCAUCGCCGCCACUACCUCCGCUGGCAGCGGCAAGGACCAAGCGGGUGCCAAUGCCGGAUUGGAUCUGGACGCGAUCGCCUCGCAGGCCGGGGCAUCCGCCGAGGACAUUGCCGCCCUCGAAUCCGCAGAGAGGCAGGUAUGGAUCGCCAACUUCUACGAGGCCUACCGCGCGCUCGACUUUAGUCGCUCCACGUCGGUCGAUCUGCUCCGCUCGUCGCUGCUACUCAGCCAGGCACUGCACCGCAAGAUCGUCGCCCGCGGUAUCGGACUCAUUACAAAUCAGAGCAUUCGUACGCUCAAAAACUUCCGCCUGGCCAUCCUCAAGGACGGCUCCGACCUGGAGCUCUUUGCCAACGUCGAGGUGCUCGCCCGCCUCGCAAACUGGCUCACCACCUCGCUACGCGACAUCAUUGUCGAGCAGCAGACCCAGGCGGCUGCUAAGAAGAAGGGCGGCAACAACGCUGCAGCGUACGCGCCCCUACCGUUCAUCCUAGCCGCCCUACACCCGGCCAAGGACAGCUUCCUGGUGCUGGGCUCCACAGGCAGCGCGGUCCACGGCAUGGUCGAGAACAACCACUUCACCGCCGCCUUUCAGCACGCGGCCAAAAUGAGCGGCGCGCGAGUCCGACACGAUCGCUUUCAGACGUUCAGCAUUCAGGUGAGAAAGAGCGAUCUGGCGGGCUUUGUCGAGAAGGUUCACUUGAAGAUCAAGUAA